Molecule: messenger RNA, 2075 nt
Organism: Lathyrus oleraceus (garden pea)
Lineage: Eukaryota; Viridiplantae; Streptophyta; Magnoliopsida; Fabales; Fabaceae
Source: RefSeq, a predicted model, not a curated record
CCAUGCAUGCUGAAGAAUGUCACUCACAUUCUGUUACGUGUCCCUCCUUCACUCUUCUCCCAUCCCUAUAAAUAACCACACCGCAGGUUCUCCGCUUCAUCAAUAUCAUUAGUAAUCAGUUAAUGAUAACAAUCACAAUGGCCAGGCACUUUCUAUCUUCAUUUUCCCUCUGCUUCCUGCUCUUCACUACCGCGUGUUUAGCACAUCACUCUGAAUCAGACAGGUUCAACCAAUGUCAGCUUGACAGUAUCAAUGCAUUGGAACCAGAUCACCGUGUUGAAUCAGAAGCUGGUCUCACUGAAACAUGGAACCCCAAUCACCCUGAGCUAAAAUGUGCUGGUGUAUCUCUUAUCCGACGCACCAUUGAUCCUAAUGGCCUUCACUUGCCUUCUUAUUCACCAUCUCCACAGUUGAUUUUCAUCAUCCAAGGGAAGGGAGUACUUGGGCUUGCAGUCCCUGGUUGUCCUGAAACUUACGAAGAACCACGCUCACAAUCUAGACGGCAACAACAGCAACGUGACAGCCACCAGAAGAUUCGACGCUUCUCUAAAGGUGAUGUCAUUGCCAUUCCACCUGGAAUUCCUUACUGGACCUAUAACCAUGGUCAUGAACCUCUUGUUGCCAUUACUCUUCUCGACACUUCCAACACUCUAAACCAGCUCGACUCAACCCCCAGAGUAUUUUACCUAGGCGGAAACCCAGAGAUAGAGUUCCCCGAAACACAGCAAAAACAACAUGAACCACGUCAACAAAGGUACAGUUUCUUGGUUGGACGUAGAGGUGGACAACAACAAGAGGAGGAAUCUGAGGAACAAAACGAAGGUAACAGCGUGCUGAGUGGCUUUAACGUAGAGUUUUUAGCACAUUCACUCAACACCAAAGAGGAUACAGCCAAGAGACUUCGAUCUCCACAGGACGAAAGGGGUCAAAUCGUAAAAGUAGAGGACGGUCUUCACAUCAUCAGUCCUGAGUUGCAAGAAGAAGAAGAACAAAGUCACAGUCAACGGAAGGAGGAAGAGGAAGAAGAACAAGAACAAAGACACCGCAAACAUAGCAAAAAAGAAGAUGAGGAUGAGGAUGAAGAAGAAGAAGAAGAACGAGAACAAAGACACCGCAAACAUAGCGAAAAAGAAGAGGAGGAUGAGGAUGAACCUCGCAGCUAUGAGACUCGUCGAAAGUGGAAAAAACACACCGCAGAGAAGAAACGAGAAUCACACGGACAAGGGGAAGAAGAAGAAGAACUAGAAAAGGAAGAGGAGGAAGAGGAAGAAAUACAACGUCAACACAGCAAAGGAAGAAAGAAUGGUUUGGAAGAAACUAUUUGCAGUGCAAAGAUUCGUGAGAACAUCGCUCGCCCUUCACGUGGUGAUCUCUACAACUCAGGUGCCGGUCGCAUCAGCACUGUCAACAGUUUAACCCUCCCCAUCCUCCGCAAUUUACGCCUCAGUGCUGAAUAUGUUCUUCUCUACAGGAAUGGUAUAUAUGCUCCACACUGGAACAUCAACGCCAACAGCCUCUUGUACGUGAUUAGAGGAGAAGGAAGAGUUAGAAUAGUGAACAGUGAAGGGAACAAAGUGUUCGACGAUAAGGUGAGAAAGGGACAAUUGGUGGUGGUGCCACAAAACUUUGUGGUGGCUCAACAAGCAGGAAAUGAAGAAGGAUUUGAGUAUGUAGUGUUUAAGACAAAUGAUAGAGCUGCUGUUAGCCAUGUAAAUCAAGUGUUUAGGGCCACUCCUGGUGAGGUUCUUGCAAAUGCUUUCGGACUUCGCCACAGCCAGGUUGCUCAAAUUAAGUCUAAUGGAAACCGUGGCCCGUUGGUUCAGCCACAAUCUCAGUAAAAUCAUGCAAUGGAAUGUUGAGGUGGCCAUUUUAUGAAAUAAAAUAAUAAGGAAAUAAAUUUUGAAUUGCUGUACUCAAAACUUCAGUUCUAAAAAUAUUAAUAAAGUUAUGGCCUUGUAAAAUCCCUCACACACUGUUCAUAAUCUAAACUCGUAUGCAUGUAUGUAUAAGUGGUGAUUAAUAUUGUACGAGGUGAAAUAAUGCCAUAAUGAAAUGCAAACACUAUGUUUCAUUUA